AGCGCAUAUGCAGAGCCUGUAUAAAAACAACUAGUCUAGGACCUCCCUUUAUGCUUUAAUAUAAACAAAACCGUGCAUUUCCCCACUCGAUCUCGUACUCGAACUCAGUACUAUACUAUAGAUCUCAGUUUAUAUCCUGACAAAAAUGGAUUGUGGAUCAAAGUAUGUUUGGAUGUAUGAUCAAUCUGAUGAAGAGUUUGUCUCAGAGACAGAACUCAAUGAAGGAAUGUGGCUCAGCCUUAGCGAGGGUGAUGACUCUGAUGAGGGCCAAGCCACCGUACCCACUCUGACCCCAAUGGCUGCUAUCCAUCCCAAUUCGAAGCAGGCUGCUGAUGCCCCAUUAGAGGGAUCCACGACUAAGUACCUCCCAUUGGACGAUGCCGAGGAGAACCAACCCGGGGCUGUCCCUUCUCCACCACCUGCAAUAUCACUCCCCCCAUCUCUACCCCUCAGGGAUGAAGGUAGUGGUAAUGAGACAGAGACUGAGGACUCUGGUGAUGAUGAAACACCGGCUAGGAAGGAUCCUAACUAUGUCCGCUUGCAUCAUCCAGUGGAAACUGCAACUGGGGCUACUGCAGAUAAGCCUAAGCCAAAAUCUAAGCUCUUUAAACACAAGAGAGAGAAGAAGGAGGUAGAGUAUGUAAAGAUAUCAGAGACAAAAACCAAGGCUUUCUCUACUCCAGCUCAACAAGGGAGUCCCCCUCCUCCACCCCGCCCUGCUAGGGGCAUCAUCAAGAAUAGACUCACUAAGUCUGGAAUUAAAAAGGUUAAAAAACCUCGUGUGAAUUGGCAAAGUGAUCCUAGCCGCACAAGACGUGGUGGGCGUGUCACUCGUCGUGCCGACACCAACGUUCUGGCGGUCAAAUUCAACACCCUGGUUGAGCCCAGCGAUGUACACACUGGCGACUCUGUGGUGUGUACUAACCCCAACUGCUCUGCCAUCCUCUCACACCUCUCCUCCAUCAAGGACCAAGAGGACCCAGACAAAGAUGAGAAGAUAUGGGAGUGUGAAUUCUGUGGGACGACGAAUGAGGUGGACAUUGUACCUGAGGAGAUGCCUACCAAAGAGGACACAACAUUCAUGAUUGCCCCCGCCCAGGCUACAGAGGGUGUGGCACAAGGAGGUGGAGUGGAGGACUCUCUUGUUAUGUUCUGCAUUGAUGUAUCUGGGAGCAUGUGCGUCACCACUGAGGUGCCAGGGAAGUUUGAGCUGAAAGGUCACGACCGUGUGCGUGGGUUGUCCUCGCUGAACGUGCACAAUGAGAACCAGUACAUGCCCGGACAGAGCAGAAACAACACUUACGUGUCCAGACUACAGGGUGUACAAGCUGCAGUUGAUCACCAGUUGACUCUACUAGCCGGUGCACAUCCAACCAACAGGGUUGCCCUGGUUACUUUCGGAGAUGAGGUGACAGUGGUGGGUGAUGGGCGUAGCACCCCUGUAACUAUGGCAGGUGACAAACUGUGGAGUGUGGACGCCCUAGUGAAAGUUGGAGGGGACGUCCCUCUGCCUGGUCUCAUCAAGGACACACACAAGAAACUGAGCAAGAACGUCUUUGAUCUUGAGGAGAGUGGUCAGACUGCAUUGGGGCCAGCUCUGCUGUUGUCUAUCUCCAUGGCUGCUAGGAUUCCCGGCUCCAAGGUGAUCAUAUGUACUGAUGGUUUGGCAAACAAAGGAGUGGGAAACCUGGAUGACCUGGUAUCAGCCGAAGCAAGAGGAGAGGCACAGACUUUCUAUGAGAACAUGGGCACUCUAGCUGUGGAAAAAAAUGUGACAGUGUCAUUGGUGAGAAUCAGAGGUACAGACUGUAAGGCAACAGAGCUGGGUCAAGUGGCAGACAAAACUGGAGGACAGGUUACCACCGUCAACCCGCUGAACAUCACAAAGGAGUUCACCAGCAUUCUAGCCAAUCCUGUUAUUGCCACUAACGUCCGGGCAAAGAUUGUACUACACAGUGAACUAUACUUUCGUUCUGAGGAUAGCCAGGAGAGCAUGCUGUUGAUACCAGUGGGCAAUGUGACGGCUGAUACUGAGCUCACGUACGAGUACGGAUCCAGGACCAAGAAGAACCGACCUUCUGUCAAGGGCUCUACUGACGGAGAUGAUAAGGGAGACACUGCCAGUGGGGCAUCUCCUAAGCCUAAGGUCAAGCGGCUCCCGCCCCUUCAAAUAGAUGGGAGGGAUCACCUCCCCUUCCAGUUGCAGAUUGAGUACACAGGCAGGGAUGGGUCAAGGUGUGUACGAGUAAUUUCUCAGGCCAAACCCGUCACUAGGGACAGAGACAUUGCCGAGAGGGGCAUUGACAUGGGUGUGGUUGGUUCCCAUGUGGCACGCAACACAGCCAAGCUGACGAUGGAGGGGGAGUACACUGGAGCCAGGGUUAAUGCUCUCUCUAACCAGAGGCUACUACAGAGAAAUAGUCACUGGACUGGUGAGAAUAGACAUGCCUACACCAACCUCAUGGAGGACAUCAUCCCUCUUGAGCGAAAAUUAGCAAGCAAACAACAGGGUGAGCGUGAUCAAUUUCGAUGUGAUUACAGUGACGAUGAGGGUCAGUAUGAUGUCAUGUACAAUCAAGAAACGCCACUUAUGGCCAGUGAGCUGGCUGUACAGGAGCCAACAAGGUAUUCUGCUCCAAGGACACGAUCUGUUCCAAAGACCAAAAAAGCGGUGAGUAGGAGAGGAGAGAUGGAAGAUGAUCUAGCAGUCUACCUGUAUAACAUGAAGGCUACUAAGUCCAGUGAUUAUACCCACUGCGAUACCGAUGAUGAUGAAGAAGAUGCAGAUUAGCUGGCGUGCUUACUAUAAUUAUAAGGAUUGGACAUUUAUUUUAUCCGUGCAAAGAACUUCUCAUUUUUAUAAAUAGUUAGACCUAGUCUGAGCACUGUUUUUAAAUUAAUUACUUUGUGAGUUGCAUUUUUGGUGAUUGAUUAUUAGCUCUAAUAAUUAUAA
Halichondria panicea is the source of this 2953-nucleotide messenger RNA. Its product is annotated as circularly permutated Ras protein 1-like. NCBI's taxonomy places the organism in Eukaryota, Metazoa, Porifera, Demospongiae, Suberitida, Halichondriidae. Gene Ontology annotation, cellular component: COPII vesicle coat; endoplasmic reticulum exit site. Gene Ontology annotation, biological process: COPII-coated vesicle cargo loading. The record is from RefSeq and is a predicted model, not a curated record. The transcript is spliced from 21 exons. Gene Ontology annotation, molecular function: zinc ion binding; SNARE binding. The coding region runs from base 146 to 2791 and encodes 881 amino acids.